Mercurialis annua (annual mercury) is the source of this 2010-nucleotide messenger RNA. Its product is annotated as aspartate--tRNA ligase 2, cytoplasmic-like. The record is from RefSeq and is a predicted model, not a curated record. The coding region runs from base 203 to 1825 and encodes 540 amino acids. Gene Ontology annotation, biological process: aspartyl-tRNA aminoacylation. The transcript is spliced from 10 exons. Gene Ontology annotation, cellular component: cytosol; aminoacyl-tRNA synthetase multienzyme complex; cytoplasm. Gene Ontology annotation, molecular function: RNA binding; ATP binding; aspartate-tRNA ligase activity. NCBI's taxonomy places the organism in Eukaryota, Viridiplantae, Streptophyta, Magnoliopsida, Malpighiales, Euphorbiaceae.
CAACGCAACUCUUAGUAGCAGGCAGCAGCCCAAGUUGAAUAAGGAACCAGAACCCAAUCCCGGAACCCCCAACACUUUUCCGAUACCAAAGGAAUUAGGGUUUUAUCACUUCCCUUCAUUUCUUCUUUCUUCUCCAACCGCAUCAUUCACAUUCAUCCAAACAAAUCCAAUUCCAAAGAACAAACAUCAAAUUUCAUUUCUCAUGGAACAACCAACUGAAUCAACAGAGCCCCAGAAAAGCAAAAAAGCCGCAAAGAAAGAAGCCGCCAAGCAAGAGAAAGAACGCCGCCGUAGCGAGAAAGAAGCAGCAGAUUUAGCCGCCGCAGCUGCCUCCUCUCUCACAAUGGAGGAACAAGAAGAUUCCUUAUCAGGAAAUUACGGGAAUGUCCCUCUAUCCGAUCUUCAAUCAAAAUCUGAAGCGAAUCUCAACGAGUGGACUCGCGUCGGUGACCUGACGGAGGAAUUCAAAGACAAGGAAGUGUCGAUUAGAGGAAGAGCACAGACUAUGCGGCCGGUUAGUAAGAAAAUGGCGUUCGUUGUUGUUAGAGAAGACGGGUUUACGGUUCAAUGUGUGCUUACAGUCCAGCCUGGUUUGGUUAGCCCGCAGAUGGUUAAGUUUGCUGCUGGGUUGAACCGUGAGUCGAUUAUCGAGGUUUCGGGUGUGGUUUCUUUGCCUAAUGCACCUAUUAAAGGAACAACUCAGCAGGUUGAGGUUCAAGUGAGAAAGAUUUAUUGCAUAAGCAAAGCUACACCAACUCUACCUGUUAAUAUCGAGGAUGCGUCUAGAAGUGAGAAAGAAAUCGAGGAGGCUUUGCAGAAAGGAGAACAGCUUGUUCGUGUUAAUCAAGAUACUCGCUUGAAUUAUAGAGUUCUGGACAUACGCACGCCUGCUAACAGAGCAAUUUUCUAUAUUCAGAGUCAAGUUUCCAAUAUAUUUAGGCAAUUCUUAUUAGGAGAAAAAUUUGUUGAAAUCCACACCCCAAAACUGAUGGCAGGCUCUAGUGAAGGUGGCGCUGCUGUAUUUAGGCUAGAAUACAAAGGCCAGCCGGCAUGCUUGGCUCAAUCACCUCAGCUUCACAAACAAAUGGCAAUUUGUGGUGAUUUUAAGCGUGUUUUUGAGGUCGGUCAUGUUUAUAGAGCAGAAGAUUCUUACACACACAGGCAUUUGUGUGAGUUUGUAGGUCUUGAUGUUGAAAUGGAGAUCAUAAGAAAUUAUUCCGAGGUUAUGGAUGUUGUUGAUAAGUUAUUUGUCUCAAUGUUUGACCACUUGAAUGAGAACUGCAAAUCGGAACUUGAUGCUAUUUGUAAGCAAUAUCCAUUUGAACCUCUAAAGUACUUGCGAAACACUCUACGCCUACGAUUUGAUGAAGGGAUUCAAAUGCUCAAGGAAGCAGGAGUGGAAGUUGAUCCAUAUGGAGACUUGAAUACAGAAAAUGAGAGAAAAUUGGGGCAGUUAGUUCUAGAGAAGUUUGGGACUGAGUUUUAUAUUCUUUAUCGCUAUCCUUUAGCGGUUAGGCCAUUCUACACUAUGCCAUCUUUUGAUGAUGUGAAGUACAGCAACUCAUUUGAUGUCUUUAUUCGAGGAGAAGAAAUUAUAUCUGGAGCUCAGCGUGUACAUGAUGUAGAAUUGUUGGAGGAACGUGCAAAGGCAUGCGGAAUUGAUGUCUCCACAAUAUCAACAUACAUUGAUGCUUUCAGAUUUGGUGCGCCUCCACAUGGUGGAUUCGGUGUGGGAUUGGAGCGUGUGAUAAUGUUAUUCUGUAAUCUGAAUAACAUUCGCAAGACGUCCCUGUUCCCUCGUGACCCAAUGAGGCUUGCACCAUGAUAAUUUCUUCGAGCAGAGCCUCACGGAGUCCCUUGAAAAGAUCUAUUGUUUUGCAUUUUGUGUUAUAAUGUUAUGUUAAUUUCUAUAUUCCUCUUUUAAUAAGAAAUCAGGAAGGGGUACACUAUGAGCUCGAACUUGAGAAGACCUCAUAUUUUUGAAUUAACAGAACUUUUUCUAUUAGACAA